GAGCGUAGCAAGCAAAUUUGUAGGGUUUGCUUAGUCUUUUAUGGAAUUGGAACCAAUAGACGGUUCUUGUCAAGAAGAUGAGGAUGUGUUUCACUUUGAAACCGAGCACCUGGCCCUUCGUGGCAACCAGUGCUAUGCUAAUUUACUGCGUACCAUCGCCGUGCUGCAGGCUCAAAGGAUUCGAGUUCAUCAGCAGAUUAAUGAGCUGGAGACAUCCCAAAAGGCGUACUUGGAGAACCCUCAACUGAUGCUGGAGAAAUUGCGGAACAAUGAUCCCCUUAUAUCGGAAAACUACUUAACCAUUGCUACGCUGCCGGAUAUGCCUACGUUAGAUGCAAAUAAUGAAAAAGUUGCCCCAGGUGGGACACCAACGAAAAUGGCUUCUUGGAAGAACCCAUCGAGUGGUUCUACGGACAGGAGCCACGGCCGACCGGAGAACUUUAACCGAUUGUGGACAAACGAUGAGCAAAGACGGUUGGAGCAGCUGCUCAUUCAAUAUCCGCCAGAGGAAGUGGAAAUGCGUCGUUUCGCUAAGAUAGCCAAGGCCUUGGGUAACCGCACGCCGCAACAGGUCUUCAGCCGUGUCCAGAAGUAUUUCCAGAAGCUUCACGAUGCCGGAAUGCCGGUGCCCGGCCGGAUACCUAAGCAUCGACGGGCGGGACUAAGUAAACCAAAGGUACAUUUAAAAAGGUCAACCUUCUUUCCUGCUCAGAACAUAUCGCUGCAAAUGCCGGAGGACGAUUUUUCACUGGAUGAUAUGCAAGUCCUGUCGCCGGCCAACGAGAUGAUCCUGCCGUCAGCAUCAUUGCAAAUCAAACACGAACCUAAAAGCGAGGCAGAACUCGCCGACCCUGAACAGGAUUCGGAGGCCAAUCGCAAGCAGGAUCUGCGCCUUAAGCUGCUAACAGCCAUUCAUGAUGAGAAACAACAGAUCGAGAAUGGCUACGAACCCGACCUGCUGGCACCAAAAUGCGCAGAAUGCGAGGAGGCUUCUGUGACUAGGACGCAAUGGCGUUGCAACAGCUGCUAUUGCCACCUGAAUCUGUGUGGCGAUUGCCUGGCUAGUCAGUUGAUUGAAGAACGCUUCGAACAUCUAAGCCAUGAAGUUGUUGUUGACAAAGAGUCUUAAAAAGAUGACCCAGGUGUAGUGUAAGACCUUUCAAAUAAUUAUUGCGUUAAGAGUUGAACAAAAACGAAUCCAGUUUGGUAAUACCAAGAUCCAUAUUUUUAGAUGGAUUUACUACUUAUACUAAAGACAUGCAUAAGCUUAAGCCCUGUUCCUGUUCUAUGGUAAGCUAGAAAGAAGUUUCAAGGUGAACAAAUUAAAAUGUUUUCCAAUUCAAUAGCGUGGUUUAGCACAGAGACAAUAAACCGAUACUGAAAGGGCUAACAUGUUCAUUAAAAUGUAAAUGCAGAUUGCAGGCAGCAUUCUUGAAGAGCUUAGGAAAAGGAAACUUAAAACUAUAUAUAAAAGUAAAUAUAUAAAAUUGUUCCAGAAAAUAGAAUAGCCACAGACAUAAUAAUAUUUAGUUACUGAGACGAUUUCAUUUCUUUAUUGAUAGCUUAAAGUAAAAUAAAAUAAAAAAACGUAAAUAAAAAA
Molecule: messenger RNA, 1600 nt
Organism: Drosophila ficusphila
Lineage: Eukaryota; Metazoa; Arthropoda; Insecta; Diptera; Drosophilidae
Gene: Atac1
Product: ZZ-type zinc finger-containing protein 3
Exons: 2
Coding region: 41-1129 (362 amino acids)
Source: RefSeq, a predicted model, not a curated record